AUGGGCUUUUUCACAACAUUAACUCAGUGGCUAGGCAUGGGAAAAAAGCAAGUAAAUAUUUGCGUGGUUGGCUUGGACAAUUCAGGAAAAACAACUAUUUUAAAUCAACUAAAAUCUCCGGAGACGAGAGUGUCAACCGUUGUGCCGACAGUCGGAUUGACAGUCACGAAUUUUUCUUCUCCGUUCAUCAAUUUCAAUGCUUUCGACAUGAGUGGUCAAAGUAAAUACCGUAACUUAUGGGAGUCAUACUAUAGCUCUUCGGAAGGAGUGAUGUUUGUUGUCGAUAGUGCGGAUAGGCUUCGGAUGAGCGUUGCACGCGAUGAACUCUGGCUAUUGCUUGAUCACAAAGAUCUAGCCAAUCGAAAGAUCCCUUUACUAGUAUUGGCUAACAAAAUGGAUGAAAAAGAUGCAUUGAGCUCAGCCGAAAUCUCGACAUCAUUAGGAUUGGAUCUAAUCCGUGGUCGACCCUGGCACAUAGCGUGUACGUGCGCUCUCACAGGUGCUGGCCUAACCGCUGCUUUGGAAUGGCUCUCAACGAAUAUAAAAACCUAUCUCGACGAGCACGCUUCA
This is a messenger RNA of Mesorhabditis belari, 570 nucleotides long. The record is from the annotation of a GenBank genome assembly. Lineage: Eukaryota; Metazoa; Nematoda; Chromadorea; Rhabditida; Rhabditidae.